Gamsiella multidivaricata is the source of this 1665-nucleotide messenger RNA. RefSeq lists its product as uncharacterized. The record is from RefSeq and is a predicted model, not a curated record. NCBI's taxonomy places the organism in Eukaryota, Fungi, Mortierellomycota, Mortierellomycetes, Mortierellales, Mortierellaceae. The transcript has a single exon. Bases 1 to 1665 code for a protein of 554 amino acids.
AUGUUCCUCGGCUGGAGUAUCCUAGCCAUCAACGUAACCUUGGCCGUCUUCAAGUUGCUUCUUCUCGCCGCCGUCAACGCAACCUUGGCCAUCUUCUCGAGAUUCGGAGGUGAAUAUGCCACCAGCAUCCGAUGGGCCCGAUACGGCGGGUAUCCGGAAAUGUGCUACGCCCUCGUCAACUCCCGCAAGACCGCACCCAAUCCAGCCAAGGCCGUUGUGAUUGUAGCGUUCUUUUCAUGGAUCAUAGAGAGCUCUGCAGACAAGAUCGUCCUGAAAUUUGUUAGCCGUACAGUACAUCAAACCAAUAAUUCCUAUGUUGUCACAAGUACCCCGCAAUUCAUCAAUAUGGCCGAUCCGUCCAUGUCCACAGACUGGUCAAGGUCUCUCGCACCCGGAGAGAACGUUGUCGAUAUCAUGGGACAGAUGAUCAACGACACAAGAAUCAUCCCCGGUGCAGUGAGCGGCCGGACUUAUACACCACGAAAAUCCGAGUAUGAGAUCGAGUGCGACCAGUUCCGCCUGAUUCUCAGCGGAGGCUCAAGGAAUCGCCUCCCUUUCAACAAUAGUGGUUGCGCAGACAUCUUAAUUCAGCCGUAUGACUCCUUUGGCGCUUCGCAACCAAAUACCACUUUCAUCAAACUCUCGAGUGACCGCUGGAGCCUUACAACCACAAGAGGCGCAGAUAACUUGUCGCGGCUGCCGGUCUCUGGUUUUAACCUGACCCACGGCAAUUGGUCCUGCUCGUCAAUGGACAAGCGAUCGACUGUGGCUUUCGCUCUCGCGGACGGAUUGAUCGACUUACCCAAGACCAUAACAUCCAAGCAUGUCUUCCCCUCUGGAGAGAUCUCAGUCAUGACCGUAUCCUUGGCGUGGUUCGCGUCAACAAGCUUGGACAAGUUCCGCAACGUUUCAACCGCCAUCUUCGACGAUUAUAAUAAACUGUUCCAAGGCAUGGAGACUUUGGUUUCCAAGACGCCCAUCAAGUCAAACACGACUGUGUUUAUGGAAGCGAGGGCUGUGGACUCUACCGUCGAUAUACUCACAUGCUUCACCCGCGUCUCGCCCACAGGAAAUAAGGCUUCCUUGGCCUGCUUGUAUAAUUCACUCAGUAUCAUCUUGCUCAAGCGACAGGAGGCCAACCCGAUAAUCUUAGAGUCUCUAAGAGGCGAGCCAUACCCUAUACCAAAUACAGAAACCCAUGUCGCGAGUAUAACCUAUCUGCCUGAGGUCAUCAACGGCACGGCACGCCCAUUAUCCUUGUCAGCCUUCGGAAAUGGAACCACCGGGGCCUCCAAGUUCUUUGCGUCGCUCGGCCAAAACUUUCUCCAAGACUGGCAUUCUGUGCAACUGCACAUUCUCUACGACACUACUGACCCCGAAGUGGGAAUGGACGUUCCUGACUGGUUGGUCGCCUGCGCCCUGGCGACCAUGGGGGUCUGUUUGUUACUUAUUGGUUCGAGCUGUCUGUUGGAUAAGCAUUACACCUGUUCGCCUUACAAAUUCUUCUCCAUGAAGCUUGCUUCGCGAAUGAACGCCUCCGCCCCGAUGUUGAUGCGAUGCAAACUCGAUCCGCUUCAGUUUGAGGGCAUUCAGGCCAUUUGCAUAGAGGAGAAGCAGGACGUGGACGCCAGGAGCUCCAAGACUUCUUUGUCAAUGACUCUUUAG